Messenger RNA from Iphiclides podalirius (scarce swallowtail), 657 nucleotides. The record is from the annotation of a GenBank genome assembly. Lineage: Eukaryota; Metazoa; Arthropoda; Insecta; Lepidoptera; Papilionidae.
AUGGCAUCGUCCGUGCAACGUUACGCAAUCGAGAAAUCCGCGCAAGGACGCGGCCGCGGCGGUUUCGACAUCCGGCCCGUUGAUGCCAUAAUCUCAUCGUUUCGUGCGACGCUCGGAGAAGUGAGCGUCUCGCCUUGGGGCGCCCGCAAGCGCGGUCGCCUCUCUAUUCUUAGGCAUCGAAAUGGCGCUAAAUGCGUCCGAGAGCCGGACAACGAAAACGAGUUAUUUUGCGCCGCUGACUCAAAACUCCGCUCCGCGCGUAACGCCAGAUCGCUAAACUGGUCACCCAGCCGCGUCGGAUUCGCGCGCAGUUUCGAAAACCUUCGCCACGAACAAUGUAUCAUUCAGAUCGGCGCCCGAGCGCCCGUUCUCACUAAUGCCAAGUAUUUAGUCAGUUCUGUGCACACGAUUCGUGAAGCUAUUCCAAGCGUGUUACGGACCGACCGAUUAGCGUGUUACGGCCAGCGGCAAAGGCCGCGUUGCGUUGUGCAGAAGCGAUUGAAUCCGAAGCGGUACACGGCCGACGGGAGGCACUUUCACGCUCGCCGCUCAGAGCCCGCCGGAGGCGAGGCGCGCUCGCGAUUGCAGGGAAAUCACAUCGUUUACGUAACGCAACAGCCCGCUUCGUUUGAAAAGCUCCAACCGCCAGCCAUAACU